AUGGUGGGAAGUAGAGCAAGCGAUGCGAAGCUCGGGGAGCCCUCAGAACGUCAACCGCUUUCGUCAAAAGAAAAUGGAAAAGCACCUAGCCGGAAGGAAGAAGAAGAAGCUGCAGAAGAAAAGGAAGCCGAAGAUAGAGGGAGAACCGUCUCCAGCGCACCAAUGGGAGAAGGGGACCCUCAAGGACAAGAUCAUCAUCAUGGCCCUUUUAUUCUUUCUCUUGUUUCUGUCCGGUCCCUUCUGUGUGUUUUUUCUAAGGCUACUCUGGGGGCUCUGGGGCAUCCAAUUCCUCUUCUUUUGCUGCUGAUCUCACGUCGAGAGCAGCUCCUUCUUGUUCAGGGUCAUCAGAUGAGAGAUCUUCCUCCGACUUCGAGAAAUCAGUCAAGCGGGAGGCUACCCUCGACUCACCUUUAUAUCUAAAAAACACCCCUCCCCAGAGGAGAGCAGAAGCUCCAGGAUGAGUAUGUCCUGGAUUCCCGGAUUCAUUCUCGUCCUGAUACACUAUGGAAUUUUCGAAAUCGACAAAAACAUUCUAGGAGAAGGCUCGGUUUGAUCUUCUCAAAGAUCAUAAGGUGCUGAAGUGGCAGGAGUUGGGGGCGAUCUUUAGCUUUUUGUGAAAGGGAUGCUCUUAUCAUGUUAUUUCCAAAAAGAA
Molecule: messenger RNA, 652 nt
Organism: Punica granatum (pomegranate)
Lineage: Eukaryota; Viridiplantae; Streptophyta; Magnoliopsida; Myrtales; Lythraceae
Source: RefSeq, a predicted model, not a curated record